UGCAAAAAACAAAACAUUACAGAAAAUAGAACAACAAAACGAGUGAAAAGGGAGAGAGAAUUUCACCACUCUGGAGCUGUAAUUAUGAUUCGAGUAAAAUUAUGCUUUCACAGGGGAUCCACAGUAACAAGAGACUGGGGUAUAGGUGGCCUGUGUUGCUAGGACUCCUUUAACGCCGCAAUCCAGAGUCGCUAUUGGACUUCCGCACGCAGGAAUGUACUUUCAUUUCAAUGGAAUGUAGCCUAUCCGUUUUGUGAUCGCGAAGUAGAAAAACACACUAUCCCGCGGACUGCGUCACCAGCGGAUUUUCUUAAUUCUUAUAAAAUAUGAGCGGGGGAUUUAGCACGUGCCGUUCGGUGCUGAUCACAGGUGCGAACAGGGGCCUCGGACUCCAAAUGGUAAAAGACCUGGCGAAAAGUAACGAGAGGCCGGACAGAGUUUUUGCGACGGCCCGUAAACCAGCGGAUGCUAAGUAUCUGGAAUCUGCAUAUCUCCAGCCCAAGAUCUCAAAUUGCGCUAGAAUCUCGCCGACUUCCGAGGAGUUGCAAGAUCUGGCCAGAAGUAAUUCGCGUGUACACAUUAUAACUCUCGACGUGAACAGCCAGACCAGUAUAGACACCGCCGUACAGGAAGUGACGUCACUGGUGGGAAACGAGGGGCUGAACUGCCUGAUAAAUAAUGCUGCCAUCGCCAUACCCGGUGAGCUCGAGACGGUGACUGCCGACAACAUGAUGAAGGUCUUCGAAAGCAACGCUGUGUCACCGCUCAUGGUCACCAAGGCGUUCCUGCCGUUGCUGAGGGCAGCAGCUACACGGGGAAGCGGGAUGGGCAUCCACAGGGCUGCUGUGGUGAACAUGUCCUCCAGCCUUGGCUCCAUCCAGCUGAACUGGGGCCCUGACGUCACCUUCAGGGCCUACGCGUACAGGACCUCCAAGGCGGCUCUGAACAUGCUGACGCGGUGUCUGGCCCGGCAGCUGGAGGCAGAGGGGGUCCUGUGUAUGGCUCUGCACCCAGGCUGGGUGCGCACAGACAUGGGAGGGCCCACGGCUACGCUGAGUGUGGAGGAGAGCACCUCUGGUGUGCUCUCAGUCAUCGCUGGAUUGUCAGAAAAAGACCACGGACAAUUCCAGAACUACAAGGGCGAAACCCUGCCUUGGUGAAGAUUUUGUAUCUGGACCGUUUAUAUCUGAGCAUCAGUGAAAAUUUGAACCAAAUUUACUGUCGUACUGCAAAUUUCUUUUUCCCCUUCAUUACAUUGCACCUGUUUUGCAACUUUAUUUUGGUAGAAUAACUUCUUAACAAAUUAAGGCUCCAGUGCACUUAACUAGUUUUAUUAUUCAUAAGACAUAAUUUUUCCAAAAACCACUGACUGGGAAUAAAGAAAAACAAAUAAAAACAAAAA
Conger conger (European conger) is the source of this 1402-nucleotide messenger RNA. Its product is annotated as C-signal-like. Lineage: Eukaryota; Metazoa; Chordata; Actinopteri; Anguilliformes; Congridae. The transcript is spliced from 8 exons. Bases 327 to 1160 code for a protein of 277 amino acids. The record is from RefSeq and is a predicted model, not a curated record.